Molecule: messenger RNA, 453 nt
Organism: Desarmillaria tabescens
Lineage: Eukaryota; Fungi; Basidiomycota; Agaricomycetes; Agaricales; Physalacriaceae
Exons: 2
Coding region: 1-453 (150 amino acids)
Source: RefSeq, a predicted model, not a curated record
AUGACAUUCCGUUACUGCGGUCUUGGAGUUGGCCAUCAGAGCACCUGGGACGCAACUCGUCUCUUUCGUGAUGAUCUCUGCAAAGCAUACAAUCUUCCACGCGAUUUAUUCAGUACAGAGGACUCGGAGGAUGUAGAGAUGGCCUGUUCCGAUGAUAAUAGUGAUGGCGAGGCUGCAGAGGAGGAUGAAGAUGAUGACGAAGACGAAGAUGAGGACAGACCUGGAUCAGAUGAGUUGGAAAUGGUCAAUAUGCCAGAUGAGGAGGCUGAAGCAGAUGGGGACCAGUGCGAAGAUGCUGAAGAAGAGGAUUCAGAUACUGAUGAGGAGGCUGAAGAUGAAGACGUGGUGGAUGCAGAGCUAGACAAUGAUGCUGAGGCAGAACUGGAUGACGUUUGUGACGAUGAUGACAACGAGAUGGGUCUGGAACUAGAUUUGGGCUUUGCUGCAUUGUAA